Molecule: messenger RNA, 1290 nt
Organism: Malania oleifera
Lineage: Eukaryota; Viridiplantae; Streptophyta; Magnoliopsida; Santalales; Ximeniaceae
Product: PHD finger protein ALFIN-LIKE 4-like
Exons: 5
Coding region: 188-949 (253 amino acids)
Biological process (GO): regulation of DNA-templated transcription
Cellular component (GO): nucleus
Molecular function (GO): transcription coregulator activity; histone binding; transcription cis-regulatory region binding
Source: RefSeq, a predicted model, not a curated record
AAAUUCAAUUAACCCGUCCAUUCUCUCUCUGAAAGUACGUGCAUUUUUUCCCAAAAUCCCAAAAAAUAUCCCUCAAAAUUAAUUAAAAUUCCCUCUGUGUCCUUUCCUCUGCAUUUUCCACUCUCACUCUCUCCGUCAAAAAUACUCCGUCGUAUUCACUCCUUUCGCAAGCUUUCUUCGCAGAGCCAUGGACGGAGGAGGACAGUACAAUCCUCGCACGGUCGAAGAAGUUUUUAGGGAUUUCAAAGGCCGACGGGCCGGCAUGAUCAAAGCUCUCACCACAGAUGUGGAGGAAUUUUAUCAGCAGUGUGACCCUGAGAAGGAGAAUCUGUGCUUGUAUGGAUUUCCUAGCGAGCAAUGGGAAGUCAAUUUACCAGCAGAGGAAGUGCCUCCAGAGCUCCCAGAGCCUGCAUUGGGUAUAAACUUUGCAAGAGAUGGAAUGCAAGAAAAAGACUGGUUAUCUCUAGUUGCCGUCCAUAGUGAUGCAUGGUUGCUGGCUGUUGCCUUCUAUUUUGGUGCCAGAUUUGGAUUCGAUAAAGCUGACAGGAAGCGGCUUUUUAAUAUGAUAAAUGAACUUCCAACAAUAUUUGAAGUUGUCACUGGCACUGCAAAGAAACAAGUAAAGGAGAAGACGGCAGUUUCAAAUCAUAGUAGCAACAAAUCCAAGUCGAACACUAAAGGGAGGGGGUCUGAGUUGCAGGGAAAAUAUUCGAAGAUGGUGCAGCCAAAAGAUGAAGAGGAGGGCGUAGAUGAGGAAGAUGAAGAUGAGCAUGGUGAGACUUUGUGUGGCGCAUGUGGAGAGAACUAUGCAUCAGAUGAAUUCUGGAUCUGCUGUGACAUAUGUGAAAAGUGGUUCCAUGGGAAAUGCGUGAAGAUCACUCCAGCUAGAGCAGAGCAUAUCAAGCAGUACAAGUGUCCAUCUUGCAGCAACAAGAGACCUCGACCUUGACAUUGCCAUUGGGCACAAUUCAUCUUUCAUUGUACUCUUCUACCGGAGGACAGUGCUAAUUGCUUGGUCAGUUAGGUUUGAUCUUCUUCUUUCUAUUUUUCUCCCGGCUGUAUCUAGUGCAAAAUGUGAAUGGAGUACACAGUUUUAGGGGGUUCUUACUCAAGUAUGAUACUAUUUAUUUGUAGUUUGGUGAAAAUAUCUAGCUGUUCAAUUGGAAAUUAAGAUGUAGUUCUGUUUCCUCCUAAAACUUGUGGAGGCAAGACUGUAUGGCAGACUAAGAAGACCUUAGCUAUUUUUUAGCUCAUCCUUAAUCCUUGAAAUAUAAGUCAUCGUUGCUAGGA